UCUCGCUCCUCUUUCGCUUGUGCAUGUUCUCUCUUUCUCUCUCUAUCUCUCUACCCUUGCUGCACUCCGAAAAACCAACUGCUCCUAGUGACUUGACUGCCACAAGAAGCUUUCAAUUGCAGAAAAUCAAGGGGUUCUUAAGAUCUUCCUCUACUUGGCGUUCAGCCCAAAUUCUUCUGGCUUCGCCGCUUAAUCCGAUCCAAUCCACCAAUGAAGGCCAGCAAUGCUCUAAAUCCUCUCAUCACCUUUGAGCAUAAGAGGGACGCCUAUGGGUUUACCGUGCGACCUCAGCACCUGCAAAGAUACCGUGAAUAUGCUAACAUAUACAAGGAGGAAGAAGAAGAAAGGUCAGAUCGAUGGAAGUUCUUCCUAGAUCAGCAAGCAGAAUCUGCUCAAGUGGUUGAAAAUGAACUAAAUGUUGAGGAAAAUGACAAUGUCUCAGAGGCUGAAGCUGGAGACUCGGGGAAGGGCGUUAACGGAUAUGAGUCAAGAAAUCAGAAACCUGAUUCUAAUAAUACAGUUGAUAAUGGUGGUAAAAAAGAGGAGUUACCAGCAUCUGAGGCGAAAAAGAUUCAUAGAGUUGAACUAUGGACAGAGAUAAGACCAUCACUUCGUACUAUUGAGGAUAUGAUGAGCAAUCGCAUAAAGAAGUCUGUUGAAAGAAACAGGAAGAACCUGUUGAGAGAUGAACAAUUGCUCGGAAUGGGGAAAUCACAAUCUAAUACUGAAGAGGCUAAAUCACAAAGAGGAGCAUGUGAGGAGGACUCUGAUGAUGAGUUUUAUGAUGUAGAGAGGUCAGACCCUAGUCUAGAUGUGCCUUCAGCUGAUAGUGUGAAUGCCUCCGCCAAUGGUACUGCUGGUGAUGCAACACUACUAGAGUCUUCAUGUCCUUGGAAGGAGGAGCUGGAGGUUCUUGUUCGUGGGGGAGUGCCAAUGGCGCUGAGGGGAGAGCUUUGGCAAGCUUUUGUGGGUGUAAAAGCAAGACGUGUAGAGAAAUAUUAUCAGGGCCUGCUAACUCCUGAGAAUGAUUCUGCAAGUAAAUUGGAUCAACAAAUUAUGCAGUCAAGUGACAAAGAUGGAAAAGCAAAUGUAGAUUCCAUAUGUGUACCAGAAAAAUGGAAAGGGCAGAUUGAAAAGGAUCUGCCUCGAACGUUCCCUGGCCAUCCUGCUCUGGAUGAGGAUGGUAGAAAUGCUUUGAGGCGAUUACUUACUGCAUAUGCCAGACAUAAUCCUUCUGUUGGUUAUUGCCAGGCUAUGAACUUCUUUGCCGGUCUAUUACUGCUUAUGAUGCCAGAAGAAAAUGCCUUUUGGACAUUGAUGGGCAUUUUAGAUGAUUAUUUUGAUGGUUAUUACUCUGAGGAAAUGAUAGAGUCUCAGGUGGACCAACUUGUGUUUGAGGAGUUGGUGCGGGAGAGGUUUCCCAAAUUGGUCAAUCAUCUAGAUUACCUGGGAGUGCAGGUAGCAUGGGUUACUGGACCAUGGUUCCUUUCCAUAUUCAUGAACAUGCUUCCUUGGGAAAGUGUUCUGCGAGUCUGGGAUGUGCUUCUUUUUGAAGGAAACCGUGUCAUGCUAUUUAGAACCGCACUUGCUUUAAUGGAGCUAUAUGGUCCUGCAUUGGUAACAACAAAAGAUGCUGGAGAUGCGAUAACUCUGCUUCAAUCAUUAGCUGGCUCCACAUUUGAUAGUAGUCAGCUUGUGUUGACUGCAUGUAUGGGUUACCAAAAUGUAAAUGAAGUCCGGUUACAAGAACUUAGGAAUAAACAUCGACCAGCUGUAAUAGCUGCAGUUGAAGAAAGAUCAAAAGGCCUUAAAGCUUGGAGGGAUUCUCAGGGUCUGGCAUCUAAGCUAUUUGGUUUUAAACAUGAUCCUAAAUCAACAACAGAGACGGAUAAACCAGAUCAAUUGAUUAAUGGUAGUUUAUCACGUACAGAAUCUGGUUCCACUAAUGCGGAUGAGAUUAUCAUUAGCCUGACUGGAGAUGGUGAGAUAGAUACUGCUCCGGAUCUUCAAGAGCAGGUAGCAUGGUUGAAGGGUGAACUUUGCAGGUUGCUAGAGGAAAAAAGAUCAGCUGUUCUCAGAGCGGAGGAGCUCGAAACAGCAUUGAUGGAGAUGGUUAAGCAGGAUAAUAGGCGACAACUAAGUGCCAAGGUUGAGCAGUUGGAGCAAGAGAUCACUGUGCUUCAGCAGGCACUUGCCGAUAAGCAAGAGCAGGAAACUGCUAUGCUUCAGGUCUUGAUGCGGGUAGAGCAAGAGCAGAAGGUCACUGAGGAUGCUCGUAGGUUUGCAGAGCAAGAUGCAGAAGCACAAAGAUAUGCUGCCCAAGUGCUUCAGGAAAAAUAUGAAGAAGCCACUACUGCGCUUGCUGAAAUGGAGAAGAGAGCAGUUAUGGCAGAAUCGAUGCUUGAGGCCACCUUGCAGUAUCAGUCUGGCCAAGUUAAAGUCCAGGCAUCACCACGGUCUUCGCAACCUGGCUCCCCAGCAUCACGAAAUAAUCAAGAACCGAUGCCAGAUGUGCCUGCUAGGAGGAUAGGUUUGCUUUCUCGUCCAUUUGGUCUUGGAUGGCGUGAUCGAAACAAGGGGAAACCGACUAACGCAGAAGAGCCAGCGAAACCGACUAAUGCAGAAGAGCCAGCGAAACCGACUAAUGCAGAAGAGCCAGCAAAACUGACUGAUGCAGAAGAGCUGGCUGAAGGAAAAGCGGCGGAUGAGGGACAAAGUACAAGUACUCACCAAGAGACUAAUGGCCAUAAAACAUCCUUCCCAUGAAAGUUUAAUGAGGAAGUAGUAUUUUGUUUGCAAUUUUUGUUUAGAGCGAACAUGUAAUUCAUUCAUUGUUUGUUCACUAAGAUGCCAUAGAAUAAUAGUGUAUUUGUAAAAGGGAAGAAACAGGCUGAGCUCGAUUAUUAUAUAACCUUCUCGUUUGUAUUGUUCUGAAGGGAUGGACUUUGUGUAGCGUGACAGCUGUAUAUAUAUAAAAUUAUAUAUUAAACUCCGA
Molecule: messenger RNA, 2995 nt
Organism: Neltuma alba
Lineage: Eukaryota; Viridiplantae; Streptophyta; Magnoliopsida; Fabales; Fabaceae
Product: TBC1 domain family member 9B
Exons: 18
Coding region: 211-2766 (851 amino acids)
Biological process (GO): regulation of GTPase activity
Molecular function (GO): GTPase activator activity; small GTPase binding
Source: RefSeq, a predicted model, not a curated record